AUGCAAAAUGCAGUCGCAGCCGCAGCCGCACAUCGGGUCAAGGACCGGAGAAACAGGAAACAAGAAACCUGCCGCUAUGCCGCCUCUCCAGUUCGAACGGAGGUGGUCAUGCACGGCAAGAAAGUGUAUCACCUUGGCAUCACGAACAGGCUGAGCUGUCAUGGCUGCCAGUUGGGAUACAUUCCACUUGCCCGUCAUCGUGAUUCUGACCUCUGA
Molecule: messenger RNA, 216 nt
Organism: Penicillium oxalicum
Lineage: Eukaryota; Fungi; Ascomycota; Eurotiomycetes; Eurotiales; Aspergillaceae
Exons: 1
Coding region: 1-216 (71 amino acids)
Source: RefSeq, a predicted model, not a curated record